Populus euphratica (Euphrates poplar) is the source of this 918-nucleotide messenger RNA. RefSeq names its product non-specific lipid-transfer protein 13-like. Gene Ontology annotation, biological process: lipid transport. The record is from RefSeq and is a predicted model, not a curated record. NCBI's taxonomy places the organism in Eukaryota, Viridiplantae, Streptophyta, Magnoliopsida, Malpighiales, Salicaceae. The transcript is spliced from 2 exons. Gene Ontology annotation, molecular function: lipid binding. The coding region runs from base 290 to 643 and encodes 117 amino acids.
AUCAAGACUAUGUAAUAGGGUUGCCCUCGUUCUUUUCCUGAAUUCCUACCGACCUUUACCUGGCUGGGACUUACGUGUACAACAGCUUUGGCACUAAAGAAAUCCCAAGCAGCAAAUAAUUCAUCAUAAUUGCAUGAAGACGAAGCCUACUAAAAUUCUUAUUGGUUUUACAGAUAAAAUGGUCGAUCCCAUCUCUUCAUAAACUCCAAAAUCUCAUACAUUUAGCCUCAAAUUCUUCUCAAGCGCUAACUACACUACUCAAGACGUUGUCUUGCACAAAACAGAGUUAAUGGCUCGCAUUGUUGGGUUUCUGAUACUUGCAAUUUCUGCACAAGCUAUGGCUAAGUUCGACGUGGACCCUCAUCAGUGUCCGGUCAUUUUCGAUAAUUUCCCUUACUGCAUGGAUUUUCUCAUAGGUUCAAACGAUUGGCCUUCAAGCCAAUGUUGUCAGCGGGUAUAUGACUUCAAUGCAUUAGCUAAGCACGGAAUGGGGCCAAGAGCUAUCUGUGAGUGCAUUGAAAUAAUAACAAGGACGAUCCCUAUGAAGUUAAGGGCUGACCGUAUCAGUGAUCUUCCUGUCAGGUGCAACACAUAUCUCAGUUUUCCCAUUUCUGAGUAUAUGGACUGCAACAGCAUAUAUUAAAAGAGUGAGCUAUGCAGAAGACAUCUUGGUAGAGGUUGAGACCAAAGUUAUCCAGUAAAAUGUUGUUUCGGUGGCUAAUGUACUUGUCCGAAGCUCCAUAAUGUUGUUGUCCAUUUAGAACAGGACUUAAUAAUAAUGUUGCCAUUAGAUUAAUGUUGUGCCAUUUCCAUAGUUGUUUUACAGCUACAAAUAACAAGAAUGCAAAACAUGAUGGUAUGUUUUGAGGCUCGAUAGAGUGAACUUUCUAAUAUAUUUGACCACAGUUUAUUUCUGCU